CCUGUGCCGAGAAAACCCAAAGGGCCCAUUUAUCCCGUUGAGCCGUCUUUUUGUUUAAACAGAGGGUCACACUACAACCAAAAGACUGCCGUUUCCCCCAGAAGACAGGUCUGAGAUUUGGCUUCACACAGCCGCAUGUCUGUGGGAGAAAAACUUCUUUUUUAGAGGCAACUGAAGUCAGCCCAAGCAAACAGAACACCAGCAGCCCAAAUGCACCAAGAAAUGACAGUCAGAGUUGUUGUGAUUUAAUAACUGUAGAUGUGGGAAGAGGAGGCUGAGCAUCCUGGUUCUAUUUGCUGUGCACACCGUGAGUUGAUGUGGAUCUAACCAAGAAAAGGGCAAGGAACCUAAACAGCAUACGAAAAGCAAACUGAACUGAGGCAAAGAAUGCUUUGUCCUACAUCCGAUUCAGCCCUCAGGUGAUCAGGCUCUGCAUGCUUUUAAUUUGGCUAGCCGGGGAUAUUUGAGAAAACGUUCUGAGAACAAACGUGGCUGAAUAUUGAGCGUGACACAGAGUGUCACAAACGCUUAAAGCUUCAGGUCCUUCAGCCAACGGAGGGAACGAGUGUUUUCUGUCGGACCCGGGACGCGAGAACAUCCUCGCCUGAACAACAGCCCCGGGACAAGGCGUCCUGUUGGGGCGAAGGGGGUGAGAAGGUCGGGGCUGCGCCCGGCAGCGGGAGAGGAGCGGCGGGAGCUGAGCGUGUGCGGCUGCGGCGCGGGGAGGCGGGCGGCGGGCGGGCGGGCAGGAGGCUGGUGCGAGCUGUUUGGCCACCGGAGCCAAUCGAAAGCUGGGGCUUGAUCCUCUUCUCGGGCAGCGGCUGAGAGGAGUCAGUGCCGAGCUCCCCUCCGCAGCCGGGACCCGGCCGAGCCGCCUCGCUCUCUCCCGGCACCGCGCUCUCUCACCGGGCGCCUAUGGGCAUCUGCAGCGAGCGAGGGCUUCGCACCACCGCCAGCGGGCGAGGACCGCGACCCCGCUCCACCCCGCCUUUGGACCUAUAGCCGGCAGGACGGAGCGCGCUGCGGACCCUUCCUCGCCUCACCGCAGGAUGAUUUGGAAAUUUGCCGUGUCCAUCUGUUUGAUGGCAGCACUGGCUAGAGUAGCAGACAGCAGGAAGAACCGCCCGGCGGGGGCGAUCCCAUCCCCCUACAAGGACAGCAGCAGCAACAACUCGGAGCGGAGGCAGCAGCUGAACAAGGAGGUGCUGGCCUCCAGCCAGGAGGCCCUUGUGGUCACCGAACGGAAGUACCUCAAGAGCGACUGGUGCAAGACGCAGCCCUUGCGACAGACUGUCAGUGAGGAGGGCUGCAUAAGCCGCACCAUCAUCAACCGCUUCUGCUAUGGGCAGUGCAACUCCUUCUACAUACCGCGGCAUGUGAAGAAGGAGGAGGAGUCCUUCCAGUCCUGUGCUUUCUGCAAGCCACACAAGGUGACCUCCUCGACUGUGCAGCUGGAGUGCCCCGAGCUGGACCCACCAUUCCGACUCAAGAAAAUUCAGAAGGUGAAGCAGUGCCGGUGCAUGUCCGUGAAUCUGAACAACUCAGGCAAGAUGUAAGAACAGCUGUGUGGCUGCUGUUUGCUGUUGUCCUGUUGUCCCCAUCAGACUUCCCGCUGCAUCUCCUCUCCAUUGGGCAGACUGCCUAUUUUCUUGUUUUUUUUUCUUUUUUCCCUGUUUGUUUUCAUUUCGGGAAACAUCUCUCCAGCAAGGAAAGGCUCCUUGUCAUGUGCCUACUGGAAUGGGCUAUGUUAUGCACUUGAUCAUCAGGUUCAUUUUAUGUCUGGUAUCAUCUGACAGUUGAAUCUUACAGGGUGGAGCAGGCUCCUGAAGUUGAGUGCAUCUAAGUGGCCAGUUGGCUGAAUGCAACGUUAAAUGUUUCCACUGUGUGGAGUAAAGCCGUCUGCCCUACACUCCAGCCCCCUCCACCAGAUGAGAUGCCUUCCCACUAAGCUGUUCCGGAGCUUGCUGCUGUCACCACGAUAUGCUGGGUUCUUCCCAAAUCUGGGUGAGGCAGACCAGGGAGAGCUACAAAGAGUAACAAAAAGAGACUCUCUGAUGAGGCUCGGCUUCUUGAGAUACCUCUCGUUGUGCAAUGACAAACUGUUCCAAGUUUGUGGUCUGAACUGCAGAUAAGAGCUGAAGGGGAGAGGGCGAAACAUCAGAUCAGCCGCCGUGAUCACAUCAGCAGCCUGAAGGAGGAUUCUUAAGUUGUUGUGGCUGGAAUAUACCGAACAUGUGGUCUCUGCAGCAGUGUUUGUUUUGUAACUUAGCUAUAGUAAACAGCUGCUUAAAGUAUUAUAGACCUAGCCAUGUAUAUUUUUCUUGUGACAGAAUAUGUCGGAGAUUAAAAUGUGGUAAGAGACUUGGUUGCUAGGUCAGCUGCCUGGCUUAAAAUGGAUGCAUUUUAACUGGGCUUUCGGUACGUUAAUGUGUUAGAUCUGUGCUUGUUUCUUACUCCAAAAAGGACAACAUCCAUUUAUUACCUUAUAUUUAUGCCUGCUCAGACUGGAGAAGGUGGAAGGUAAUUGGAGAGGAGCUGAGAACACUAGUAGUGUUUCACUUAAGGUAUAAAAGCACUGUCGCACGAAGAACAAAAUUUGGUAAUUGCUGGACCGAAUGCAAAAGCUGCCUUAUUGUUCAGCGUCAUCAGGUGCUGGAAGUGACAUCUCUCCUGUGAUUGGAAACCAGGAAAAAGUGUUGAUGUUAAAGGACGAAACCAUCAGUCAGUGCUGUGGAAUAGGACGCAGUUGUAUGAGCAGGGAGAGAGAGCCAGUGCUAAUUACCGUGGCACUGGUGGCCCACUGAGUGUUUGGGUUCUACAUAAUCCAUGGUGGUGAACACUUUGCAGUUCAUUUUGAUCAUACUUUGUUGUUAUUCACUUGGUGGAGUUUAGCAUGUCCUGUGUAUCCUGUUUGUUCCAGUUCUGAUCUGUAUUAGUACCAGCUGCAUUAAGAUCAUAAGAUGUCUAAAAACAAACCAGCCCCUUCCCCCAAACCAAAGCCCAUACAUGCUCAGUCACCUGAAGCUUACUAAUUGACAAGUUGACUCCCCGAUGCAUGUCUUAGAGUUCAGGAUCUGCAUCUGCUGAUAAGAGCUUGCUGUGCAAACCCUUUCCUUCCAGAUUCCUUACGUGCAGCCACUUCAAGGGGUUAAUGUGUUUAGGACUCUGGCCAACCAAGAGUUCAGUGCCAUAUUAUGUGAGACGGGCUGCUCUAAGAGGCUUUUGGGACUGAGCUCCACAAGAGCUCACCAAGCGGUUUAUGGGGAUUGGCACGGGCAGGAUGAGGUUGGUCAGGUGUGUUAGCCCUAUUAAGUGAACAGUUAUGUAUUCUCUUCUGUGAUCUUUCAGAAAUGCAGAGGGAGACCCCUCACAGUUGUUUUUCAGAAGCUGGCAUUGCUAUACUAACAGCAUCAUGCCAACCCCUGAAAGUGUUCAUUCCAGGCUUGAUAGUGUCAGUGUGGGUGUGGGGCAAAGUGGAGAAAACUAAUCUAUUAUGACUCCAGUGAUCUCAGUCUCCACUUGAAAGAAACAAACUGAAAGUCAUUCAUUUUGGAUGAGAGAGAGAGAAAAGCACCGUGGUAACUUCAGUUAGGAAUAAUGUGCAAGAAUCUUUAAGCUAUGCCCUGCCUGGGGUUUUCAUCAGUUUGCAAUAUGACUAUGCUGCAGCUUAAAGUUCCUUCUAGGAGCUAUGUUUAUGUAAAAACUGAGUUGAGCUUGUAAUGGUUAAAACUGUAUUUAAUUCUUGUUUUAUAAAUGAAAA
Messenger RNA from Phasianus colchicus (ring-necked pheasant), 3760 nucleotides. It is a transcript of the gene GREM2, whose product is annotated as gremlin 2, DAN family BMP antagonist. NCBI's taxonomy places the organism in Eukaryota, Metazoa, Chordata, Aves, Galliformes, Phasianidae. Gene Ontology annotation, molecular function: BMP binding; receptor ligand activity. The record is from RefSeq and is a predicted model, not a curated record. Gene Ontology annotation, biological process: animal organ morphogenesis.